CGUACCGUACGUGUCUCUUCUCUAGCUAGAGAGAGUGGCUAGUGAGAGAGAGACUCUGGAGAGAGGAGAGGGAAAGAGAAAGGACAGGGCGAGUGCAAAGCUUGCAACUUUCCGUUUCUGCCCACGCCAAAGCGGCCAACAAAAAGGGCGACGUCCUGGCUGCAGUGGCUGUGCCUGCCUGCGCCGUCGUUGCCUCGCAUUUACCACUCACCCUCUCCUCUCCAUUCGUCUCCUCCCCUUUCGUCAGAACCGAGAAGAACACAAGCAACCACCCACGCAGGCACACUUGUUUGUUCGCCGCUUUCGCUUUCUCUGCCGCCCGGUGAUUUGCCCUGCCGCUUUCUUCCUCCCCCUGCUCGCGCUCGCGGCGGCGUCGUCCUCCCGUCUACCUGCUCUUCUUUCUGCUGCAAGGAUUCGAGGAGAUGCAGAUAGGAGGUUGUAAGAGAAACGAGAGUGAAGGUGGACAUCACAAGGCAGCAUUGAGGCAGAAGAAGUUGAAGGCUAAGACCUUGAAGCGGAGAUCAAGCAACAGCGACAUGAACGGCAAGGCAGAUGCAGGAGGGACCUAUGAUGAUACAGUCCUCUGCUCACUGAGUACAGCCAGCUUCAGGAGCCUGAUUAGUAGGAAAAGGGUUGCCGGGCACUGUGAUUCUGUUGAUCCACCAGUUCCAAGAAAAUUAAGAUCAGCCAUAAAUAAGAGAGUCGGGCGAUUUGUUUCUGCAUCAUCGCGGCAUGUCAAGAAGAUACGUCAUCUUUCGGCUAUCAGCGCUCAGGUUUCUUUUGUGGAUCAGGAAACAAGAUUCAAUGAAAGCUCGCAGUUAUUUACAGAAGAGGAGGAAAUAAUCGCUGAUGCUUUGCUGUCCCUAUCUCAAAUACACUCUCUUUGUGAACUCGCGGCUGACAAGGCUGUAGCAGAUAGCUCAAACAUAAAUAUUGCUUCAACUUCUUAUUCAGAAGUAGCUAGUAAGGAUGGCGACAAAAUAGUCAUACUGCCAAGUGCUGCUAAUGAAUUGGCUAGCCGAGCUGCCUGCAUAGAUGAACUAGUGGGACGAACCGGCAGCAGCGUUCCACAUGUAAAUCCAGUGCCUGAUGGUACAGAUCAACUCAACAACAUAAAUCCACCUUUGUCAGAAAAUGAGCAAAUACAGGACCUUUCUUUGGGAAUUGUCGCUAAUGUGCCAAGCCCACCUAAAGACUCCUCCAAUAACAGAGCGCGAAAGCAUCUGAAAGUGCAAUUUGAUGAUAGUCUAAGUUAUCCAGCACAGAAGCCGGAGGCUCCUCUUUGGCUGGUAAAUGUUAACAACUCUGAUAGCGCGCCACAUGAAAGGGAGAAGGCCAAGAAUAACAGUGCACAAGAAAUUGUGCCUUUGGUCCAGUCUCCACUGCCUUGUACCCCAGAUGGAUACUUAAUAAAGCCCUCUUCAAGCGAAUCGUCAGCUCGGGCAAAUACUAUUUCUGAAACUUGUAAAUUUACUGCAGCUGGAAAUCAUGGCAAGCUUUCCCAGGUUAAAAAUGCCGGCCCAACAAAGGCAUGGAAGAGAAGUAUUACCCAUGUCUAUGUGAGUCAUAUAAUCCAAAUGCAUUUGAACAAGGAGAAGGCAUCACAAAACCAAGUAAAACCAGAGGAAAUGUCACACAUCCGCACUUCAAGGUCUCCAAACGGCUCUACCUUACACAAGAACAAUGCACAAGAUGAUACAUUCUACGCCGUGCAUUUCGAUGUACGGCUCCCAGUUCAGCCAUCUACUGGCGUCUGCGACAUGAGUGCUGGUCGGCUAAAGAUCGUCGGUGGUAAUUUCCUGAACCUGCCCACUUCGACGGCGCUACCAGGGGCGCAACAUGUUCAGUAUAUGCAUCCUCAGAUCGCACCCCGGACUGCGAUGCCAUACCCGUUUCCGCAUCUUCCUUAUAGCAGAGGGAAUUUAGCACCUGCUGCAGCACUUCAACAGCAGAUGCCACAGUACAUGUGCAAUCCGGGCUACGCUCCGCGCCCCGGCCAUCCCCCGAGCUCAUCAGCCAUGAUGAAGCUUCAUCAGCAGCAGCAGCAGAUGUGGCAGUUUCAAAUCCCUCACUACCAACCAAGGACGGAUGCUGCGCCACCAGCAGCAUGGCACAACAUGUCUUCCCUGCGUCCGAUGUCCAUGCUUCCUCCCCCGGCGAUGCCACCGCAGAUGGAGCUCUUCUGCGCGCCGUAUCAGGGCGGCAGCAGGCAGCCACAGCAGCUCAGGUUGAUCUAGUCUUCUAGCGUUUAGACGCACGCACUAAUUUACUGGGAUGCUGCUGAUGCAGAAGUGCGGUGUUAAACUUACAGAAGAGAAUCCAUGCUGCUGCUGCUGCUGUGUUUAACUUAGCAACAAGAGGAUUGUGUUCGGGCUGGAGGGGGCUGAACUAUAAUUAACAAAAAUUGCAGUGCAGUUGCAUAAUACAACUCUCUCUCUCUCUCUCUCAGUUUUGGCAAUCUUGUUCUUUCCAUUGCUAAAAAAUUGGAGCUGAGUUGACACAAUUGUAGCUGGUUCUAGCGCGAGGUACCACUGGAGGCCGCAGAUUGAUCGUCCCUACCUCGGUAAUUCUAGGCUUGGUUUGUGCGCAUUUGCCAUGGGUGUACUGUACUGUAGUCGAAAAAAAUAGUUCGACGAAAAGAGAUUGAAUAAGAAUGUAUGGAUGCGUGAAUUUUUUUUAGAUUGCUUCCCAUGGGUAGCGCAUUUGUUAGAAAGGCCUUCGACGACUCGGGUUAGAUCGUUCGAUUGUCCACAAAUUUAGGGGCAUUAUGUUUUUGGCAUC
This is a messenger RNA of Phragmites australis (common reed), 2781 nucleotides long. RefSeq lists its product as uncharacterized. The record is from RefSeq and is a predicted model, not a curated record. Lineage: Eukaryota; Viridiplantae; Streptophyta; Magnoliopsida; Poales; Poaceae. The coding region runs from base 423 to 2237 and encodes 604 amino acids. The transcript is spliced from 13 exons.